AUGGGCAGCCGCCUGUAUAAGGGCGCUGGCGGGCAGGGAAGUAGCAGGAGUAAGGCCAGGGACGCGGAGACGCGAAGAGGACGGGCAGUUCCAGGAGUUGAGGCUGGAGCCCAGGACAGGAGCCAGAUUAUGCAGAGUCUUGUCAGGCACAUUCAGGAUUUUGGACUUUAUCCUAAGAGCAGUGCGAAGAGUUUUAGGCAGUGGAGCGCGUCCCCGGGUCUGGGCGCGCCGCCGCCGGAACAGCCCCCGCAGCAACAGGCGGGGGGCGGGCGGCGGGCGGCGCGGGGGUUGGGCCGCGGGGCAGCUCCGGCCCGGCUGCGUCCGACGGUCCCUGCCCCGCGCGGCGCGGGGAGCAGGUGGCUGCCCUCUGCGCCCGGCGUGCGCCCAGCGCGGGCCAGUCGAGCAGGGUUCCGGCCCCGCGGCGGCCCCGGAGGAGGCGAGAGCCGCGGGGACCCGGCGGGGCGAGCGGGACCCCCGAGGGCCCGAGCCGGCCGGAGGGGCGUGCCCUCUGCUCGGAGCGCCCGGCCGCCGCCGCAGCAUCUCGCGCUCGCGGACCCCGGGCCGAGAGGCCGCGACACCUCGCGCGGGGCCGCGGCGAGGAAGGAAGGGCCGGGAGGGAGGAGGAGACCGGGAGGAAGCCGCCGGCAGGGCAGCCCCGCUCCCGCGGGGGCCCAGGAGAGGCGACUCCCAGGCUUCCCUCCCAACCCGAAACUUUUCCAACCCACGCAGGCGUGUUCCUCACGGGUUUCGGCGGCCGGAGGCGCCGUCAGGGAGAGGCUCGGCACACACACGCGUCCCCCGACACGCGGGCGGAGGUCCCGAGGGAGAGCGUCCGGGUCUCCCCGAAAGCGUCCCCUCCGCUUCCCUCUGCCCUUGGGUCUCCAGCUUCGUUACUGCUGUGGACUGAAGAAGGUAAAGCACAACCCGAUCGAUGCGAAUAGUUUUUCUGGAAGCACGACCUCCCCAAAUCCUGGCCCCCAAAGAUCCGGGCGGGGUUGGAGAAAGGCACGUUAUUUCGGGGGAGGGGGGCAACAGCACCCCUCGGGAGGCGCGCACGCGGCCUGGAGGACGCCUUGCCGGGCUCCGCGCGGCCGGGCGGAGUGGCUGGAUUAUGUAAGUAACAGCCCUCCAUGUGCUCACCACCAUCUGUUAAUAUCUUGAUAUUGGAAAGUUCGGUGCCUGAGGCAAAGCCAGGGUUGGCGGCGCAGAGCUCCAAGCCUACUCUUUUCUACUCCCGGGCAGGGAAUGUACCUCCCUUCGAUUGUUUUCGCCCACUUCCCCAAAAUCAAGUUAGUAGUGUGCCCCUUCCCUCACGGACAACCAGCCCCACAGGUGUGUGUGUGUGUGUGUGUGUGUG
Molecule: messenger RNA, 1357 nt
Organism: Lutra lutra (Eurasian river otter)
Lineage: Eukaryota; Metazoa; Chordata; Mammalia; Carnivora; Mustelidae
Product: translation initiation factor IF-2-like
Exons: 3
Coding region: 1-1161 (386 amino acids)
Source: RefSeq, a predicted model, not a curated record